CAAACUUCUGUUCCUCACACACAUACACUUUAUUAAAUUCAAAUCCAAACAAUUAAUAUGGGUCUUAUAAAAUGUCACCGCCGGUGGUCAAAAGAUCAAGAAAUCCAACCGGAAAAUUCCAACCAUCUUUCUUCACAAACAAGCUUAGCUUCAGUGUCAUCUUUAACAUCAAAACAACUACAACCAACAACACCACCGGCCCCCACAAACCACCAACUCAUCACUACUUUUAGAGCGCACACAUCUUCAAUCUCAUCAGUUACACUUUCAGGAAAACACCUCUUAUCCGGAUCCUCCGAUAACCAAAUCCGGGUCUGGCCUCGUGACCCGUUAUCUAUAACAUCACCAAAUAACUUAAUAAGCUAUGGAGAAAGUCCGGUUAAGUCAAUGAUAGUUUGUGGUGAUAAAUUAUUUACCGGUCACCAAGAUAAUAAAAUAUCGGUGUGGAAAUUAGAUCAUGAUAAUAAUAAUAAUUAUAAUAAUAAUAAUUGUGUGGGCGCCACACGUGUGGCGACUUUGCCAACGUUGAAUGAUCGUGUGACGAAAAUGUUGUUAGCGAAAAAUUAUGUGAAAAUACGUAGACAUAAAACAUGUACAUGGGUGAAUCAUGUGGAUGCUGUUUCGGCAUUGGCUAUGUCACAUGAUGGUAAUUUUAUUUAUUCGGGUUCGUGGGACCGGACAUUUAAGGUGUGGCGGGCAUCGGAUUUCAAGUGUUUGGAAUCCGUCUGGAACGCGCACGAUGACGCGAUAAACGCCAUCGUGGUGUCCCGUGACGGAUUCGUGUACACCGGGUCCGCUGACCGCAAAAUUAAAGUGUGGAAAAAUAAUGAAGGGGAGAAAAAACAUUUUUUGGUAGAUACUUUGGAAAAACAUAAGUCCGCGGUUAAUGCACUGGCGUUAACCGUGGAUGGGUCUGUUUUGUAUUCGGGUGCUUGUGAUAGGUCGAUAAUUGUUUGGGAAAAAGAAAGUGGUGGUGAUGAUGGCGGAGAUGGGCGGCACAUGGUGGUGUCCGGUGCUUUGAGAGGACAUAGUAUGGCUAUAUUGUGUAUUGCGGUUGUGGGGGACUUGAUGGUUAGUGGGUCAGCGGAUAAAACAGUUAGAAUUUGGAGAAAGGGUAUUGAUGGAAAAAGAUAUAUUCGAGUAGGUGUAUUGGAAGGGCAUAAUGGUCCAAUUAAAUGUUUGGCGGCUGCAGUGGAUAGUUGUACGGAUGCUGAUGCUAGUGGUACUAAUUAUAUGAUUUAUAGUGGGAGUUUGGAUUGUGACGUGAAAGUAUGGAAAGUAUGGGUGCCAUUUCUUUGAUAUUUUCUAAUCAAGUGUGAAGAAUUUGUUUCGAUUUGGAAAGUUGUCUUUUUGUAAAUGUAAAUGUGAAUUAGUGAAAAAAAAAAGAUAUUUUUUUGGUUA
Erigeron canadensis is the source of this 1401-nucleotide messenger RNA. Its product is annotated as protein JINGUBANG-like. The transcript has a single exon. Gene Ontology annotation, molecular function: protein binding. NCBI's taxonomy places the organism in Eukaryota, Viridiplantae, Streptophyta, Magnoliopsida, Asterales, Asteraceae. The coding region runs from base 58 to 1299 and encodes 413 amino acids. The record is from RefSeq and is a predicted model, not a curated record.